AUGCUCCGUACAUAAGUGCUGAAUUUGGCUGGUGAUUUGGCUUCGUUCGGUUUUCAAACCUCGCUCUGUUCUUUCUCAAAAAUGCCCAGGUUUCUUCUGUUCUUCUCGGCGAUACUUGUUGUGUGCGGGACUAACCCGUGUCCGUGUGAGAGGCCGGAGCUCUGUCUACCGAUCCGUGCACAGAGAGACUUUGAGGUGUUUGUGUUUGAUGUGGGUGGAAAGACGUGGAAGUCCUACAACUGGACUAUAGUGACAACAGUGGCAACAUUUGGAAAAUACGAUGCAGAUCUCAUGUGUUUCGCUCACUUCCAUGGAGCACGAGUCGUCCUCAAAGGUGACGUUCCCCUCUCCUACAUUGUGGACCGAGAUAAUAGGACAGCGUGGAUAGCAGAGAAAGUCCAGUUGGCCAAGAGUCAGUUUAUGGAUGGGAUCAACAUUGACAUUGAACAAGCAGUGGACAAGGGAUCACCUGAGUACUAUGCUUUGACAGACCUGGUCAAAGAGACCACUGAGGCCUUCCACAGAGAGAUCCCAGGUUCUCAGGUCUCAUUUGAUGUUGCCUGGUCACCAAAAUGCAUUGAUAAGCGCUGUUAUGAUUAUGUCACCAUCGCUGAAUCCUGCGACCUGCUGUUUGUCAUGUCCUACGAUGAGCAGAGCCAGAUCACAGGGGACUGUAUUGCAAUGGCAAAUGCCCCGCUCCCUCAAACACUGAAUGGUUAUGAUGAGUACUUGAAUUUGAAGAUUGAUUCGAAGAAGCUGGUGAUGGGAGUGCCAUGGUAUGGCUAUGACUACCCAUGCCUCAGUCUUUCCCAGAAGGGGAUUUGUUCUAUACCCAAAGUUCCUUUCCGUGGAGUCAAUUGCAGCGAUGCAGCUGGAACACAGAAACCGUACAAAUGGAUCAUGAAGCAGGUCAACAGCUCGCUGUCUGGCAGGCUGUGGGACAGCGAGCAGCAGGCGCCCUACUUCAAUUACAAGGACCAGGAAGGCCAGAUUCAUCAGGUUUGGUAUGAUGACCCACAAAGUAUUUGUUCCAAGGCAAACUCUGUGACGUCUAAAGGUUUAAGGGGCAUCGGCAUGUGGAAUGGCAACAUCUUGGACUACAGCGAUGAACCAGUUGCCCGGCAGCAGACCGCAAUGAUGUGGAAUGCCCUGCUAGGAUGCUAGCCGGGAUACACUUAACACCGCUGCAGGCAUUUACACUACCCCUGAGCCCACCCCUGUUUGUUGCUAUGUCAAUAUAUCCCUUUGUAGCAGUGACAGGGUGUGACUUCCCUCGGAGUUCAGGGAUGCAUAUUUACACUUUUAUUGCUGUUGUCUAUGAAUGUCUAAGAGAUUUGUCUGUGCUAACUGAAAUCACUGCGAUUCCCUGAAAAGGACAAUCGAGCUUAAUGCAAUGUACACGCAGAGUAUUUUUGAUUAACCUAUGUUAAGCUUGUUGAGAUCUGUACUCGCAUACAGCGAUUUCUUUGCUAAACCUGCUAACUGUUGAAGUUAAACCUCUUAGUUUUAGCAUUCUUCCUGUGACAACGAUAUUAGCCAGGGGCUGGCCAGAGGUGGUACAGACCAGGCCAAAUGUGAUUGGCCACCCCUGGUGGCAGCCAUGUCAGAAUCAAAAUGUGAUGCUUGUCAGUAUUAUAAUGACAAACUGAUGUCUUCAACACAACUAAUGUUUUUCUGGUACUUGUGGUAUUGGUUGAUUUACUUUCAUUUUAUAUCACGUAUGCAGCAUGAUAUUUGCAUUCAUUCCUCCAAUUCAGUUGUUUGUGCAGCAGCGAAGUCUCUGGCCACGCUCCUUUUUUACUCCCAGGCAAAGUUAGCUAAAGAAAGCACUGUAUGUGUCUUAUUUUUACACAGACUAAACAGCUUGAUUCUUAAUAAUGUAUGGUUUAUUAUUUCAUAGAACAAGGGGUUUAAUUUACUUUUACUUUUAAUUUUAUUUCAAAUGGGCCACCCUGUCCAAAACUUUCUAAAUCCACCCCUGCUUAAAGAACCUGAAUAAAUGAGAAGUCAACAAUAUCAACACUACAACUCAGACCACAUCAAAUGACAAUUGGUGUAAUAAGAAAAUGUAAAAAAAACCAAAAGUAAACAAAAAUACAAAACAGUAAGCAGGGUAUGCAGCUGUGUAAAUUCCCUG
Messenger RNA from Monopterus albus (swamp eel), 2137 nucleotides. It is a transcript of the gene ctbs, whose product is annotated as chitobiase, di-N-acetyl-. The transcript is spliced from 7 exons. Lineage: Eukaryota; Metazoa; Chordata; Actinopteri; Synbranchiformes; Synbranchidae. Gene Ontology annotation, molecular function: hydrolase activity, hydrolyzing O-glycosyl compounds; chitin binding. The coding region runs from base 82 to 1164 and encodes 360 amino acids. Gene Ontology annotation, biological process: oligosaccharide catabolic process. The record is from RefSeq and is a predicted model, not a curated record.